GCUGAUUUAACCACUGCGCCACCUCGGCUCUAAUAUAAUGCCAAACGUCUAGGCCAGGGAACCAUUUUAUGGCUCCAAAAUAUUCUGGGGAAUUAAAGUGUGGUUAAACACGAUCCUUCAAACUGCCAGCUGAGAGUAGGUAUUGCAGUCCUCCGGGGGGUGGUUGGGGGUCACGGAUGCCAAGCCCCGGUGCCCCCCCCCCUCCCCAAGAAGAGAAUGUCUCAAGGUGCCGAAUCUUUCAGCCCUGUUCCAAUAAGGAAGGGGGGGGCUCUUAAGUCUUCACCUGCCUACUUUUAAUGCUUAGAAUAUCUGCUUUCAGCCGAGCUGGUCACGAAACUCUACGAGGCGGCUGUGAAGAAAGUUCCCAGCAGUGAGGAAUACCAUUCCCAUCUCUUCAUGGCUUACGCGAGAGUCGGAGAAUAUAAGAAGAUGCAGCAGGCUGGAAUGGCCCUUUACAAGAUUGUCCCUAAAAACCCGUACUAUUUUUGGUCCGUGAUGAGUUUAAUAAUGCAGUCAAUAUCUGCGCAGGAUGAAAAGCUCUCAAAAACCAUGUUUUUACCCCUAGCUGAAAGGAUGGUAGAAAAAAUGGUGAAAGAAGAUAAAAUCGAAGCUGAAGCAGAAGUAAGACUUUUUUCCCCCCCAUUCUAGGAGGAGAGCCUUCUCGGUGGCAGCUCCGACCCUAUGGAACGAACUCCCCGU
This is a messenger RNA of Thamnophis sirtalis, 699 nucleotides long. The record is from RefSeq and is a predicted model, not a curated record. Lineage: Eukaryota; Metazoa; Chordata; Lepidosauria; Squamata; Natricidae.